Lodderomyces elongisporus is the source of this 1266-nucleotide messenger RNA. RefSeq lists its product as uncharacterized. The coding region runs from base 1 to 1266 and encodes 421 amino acids. Lineage: Eukaryota; Fungi; Ascomycota; Pichiomycetes; Serinales; Debaryomycetaceae. The transcript has a single exon. The record is from RefSeq and is a predicted model, not a curated record.
AUGAAGUUUACUGAAACACUGGUAAAGAAGUUGAGUACAACUCUCAACAACUUACUUGAUGAGAUCACCACCACGAAUACAGAAAAAGAACCUCCAAUUGUAGCACCUGCUUGCACAAUGGGAGUCACUGAUGCUAAAGGUACCGUUUAUAUUAAUACCAAAGGAGUGACCAACCUAAAAGAUCCGAGUCCAGCAACCAAUGACCACUUAUAUGCUUUCUAUUCUUGUACAAAAUCCCUUACAGUUGCGGGUGCAUUAAUCUUGUAUGAAAGGGGCCAGUUAGAUCUUGAUGCUCCAGUGACUAAUUAUUUUCCAGAAAUUGCCAAAAUUGGAGUGUUGGAGCCUGGAAUUGUGGAUAAAAAAAGAGGUGUUUAUCUCAGGGAUUUAAAGAAACCCAAGACUGCUAUAACAGCAAAACACUUGAUGACACAUACUGCUGGGUUCUCGUACGGGUUUAUUCACCCUGACUACUUCACACUUAUUACAAAAGGUGAAAAGCUAGAUGCAAUAGACCCAAUUAUGGAUUUUUUUUUCAAAAAAACCCCCUUGGUUCAUGAACCAGGAACUGCAUGGAUGUAUGGUCACAGUAUUGAUUGGCUUGGAUUUAUUAUUGAGAAAAUCAGUGGCAUGAAAUUGAGUGCUUUUUUACAAAAAGAGGUCUUUGAUCCAAUUGGCAUGACCUCAUGUACUUUCCACAAGAAGAAUUUCGACAAUUUAGUUAGAGUGCACUAUAGGCUCCAAGACGAGUCUUUGAAAUUGCAGGAAAAAUUCUCUUUAAGCUUGGACCCACACUUGGAUCUUGGUGGACAAGGUUGUUUUGGAACAGUUGGAGACUAUUUGAAGUUCCUUAGAGUGUGGUUAAACUAUGGUCAAAGUCCAGACACAGGCAAGCGUAUAUUGAAAGAGUCCACUGUCAAAUUUGCAAUCAAGAACCAUUUACCAGAACACAUCAACUUGGAGUUUAUUGGCCUUUCUCACAAUUUUGUUGACGAUGACGAGCCAAGUAAAAAAAUGGAUGGCUGGACAUUGACAGGCAAUGCAUAUGGAAGUAACGACUUGCCAUCUGGAAGACCCAAGGGUUCAAUAUACUGGGGUGGAUUGGCUAAUUUGAGCUAUUGGAUUGACUUUGAGAACCAGGUUGGUGGCUUUUACGCUGUACAGGUAAUGCCAUACAUGGACGAGUACAAUGUUGCAUACAUUGAGCAGUUUGAGACUGAGGUUUACAAAGCAGUUAAAGAGUCAAAGACAACAACUGCAAAGUUUUAA